This is a messenger RNA of Cyphellophora attinorum, 2151 nucleotides long. Its product is annotated as AP-1 complex subunit beta. Gene Ontology annotation, cellular component: membrane coat. Gene Ontology annotation, biological process: intracellular protein transport; vesicle-mediated transport. The record is from RefSeq and is a predicted model, not a curated record. Bases 1 to 2151 code for a protein of 716 amino acids. The transcript has 5 exons. Lineage: Eukaryota; Fungi; Ascomycota; Eurotiomycetes; Chaetothyriales; Cyphellophoraceae. Gene Ontology annotation, molecular function: clathrin binding.
AUGUCGUCGGGGCAGGGAGAUGCGAAGCUGUUCGCAAGGGGCAAGGUGGCCGAGCUGCGGCAGGAGUUGACCAACAGCGGAAAGAAGGACAAAAAUCAUGCCGCAAAGAAGAAUGCUCUCAAGAAGAUCGUGGCCAACAUGACCAUGAGCAACAACGACAUGGUGGCUUUAUUUCCAGAUGUCAUCAAUUGCAUGGACCUACCAGUCCUUGAAAUCAAGAAGAUGUGUUUUCUGUAUUUACAGAACUAUGCUAGGACAAAACCUGAAAUCGCACUACGAGCACUGCCGAUUCUUCAAGAGGACAUGAAGGACGCAAAUCCUCUGAUCAGAGCUCUUGCACUCCGGACCAUAUCAUAUGUGCAUGUAAAGGAGUUUGUCGAGGGCACCAUACCUCAAUUAAGGAAAAUGAUGGAGGACCCCGACCCAUACGUCCGCAAACAUGCUGCGCUGACCGUGGCUAAAGUUUACGACCACGACAAAAGACUUGUCGAAAAUUCGGAUCUGAUUGAUCGGUUGAACAGAAUGCUGAAGGACGAAAAUCCAACUGUCAUUGCGGGCGCCCUAUCUGCGCUCACUGAUAUCUGGGACCGAAGCGAGAAUAUAAAACUCACGAUCGACUAUACCAGCGCCUCCAAAAUCGUCUCCAUUCUUCCGGACGUCAACGAGUGGUCGCAAAGCUACAUACUUGAAGCACUGGUUUCAUACAUACCACAAAGGACUGACGAGGCCCUCCUUUUGGCUGAAAGGAUACUCCCACGUUUGUCGCAUUCAAACUCUGGAGUGGUCCUCAACUGCAUUCGCGUCAUUAUGUACUUGAUGAAUUAUAUCGACGACCAGAAACGGAUCGGCGAGAUAUGCCGAAAGCUCUCUCCACCGCUCGUCACACUACUCUCGAAGCCGCCAGAGAUCCAGUAUCUUGCUCUCAGGAAUGCGAUCUUGAUCCUUCAGCAACGACCUGAGGUUCUGCCAUCCGACAUCCGAGUCUUCUUCUGCAAGUACAACGAUCCAAUUUAUGUCAAAGUGACGAAGCUGGAGCUCAUCUUCAUGCUUGCCAGCAAAGACAACAUCAGCAUUGUCCUCAAUGAGCUCAAAGAAUACGCAACGGAGAUCGACGUACAAUUCGUGCGCAAAGCCGUCCGCGCCAUCGGCAAGCUGGCCAUAAAGAUCGAGCCUGCGGCACGACAGUGUAUCGAGACCUUGUUGGAACUGGUCAAUGCGCGAAUCCCGUAUAUUGUUCAAGAAGCCACAGUCGUGAUCAAGAACAUCUUUCGGAAGUAUCCGAAUCAGUACGAAUCAAUCAUCUCUACAGUUAUCAAACAGAUCGACGAGCUUGAUGAGCCCGAAGCCAAAGCCGCCAUCGUAUGGAUCAUCGGCCAGUACGCGGACCGCAUCGAUAAUGCCGACUCACUGCUACAAGACUACCUCGCCACCUUCCAUGAGGAGCCAACAGAGGUACAGCUUGCUCUCCUCACCGCCACCGUGAAGCUCUUUCUCCAGCGCCCAGCGAAAGGUUCUUCGCUCGUUCCGCAGGUACUCAAAUGGUGCACCGAGGAGAUCGACGAUCCAGAUCUGCGCGACCGAGGCUUCAUGUACUGGCGCCUGCUCUCGUCUGACCCGGAAGCGGCAAAGAAGGUCGUCAUGGGCACAAAGCCACCCAUCACUGCAGAUUCCGAAAAGCUCGACCCCAACACCCUCGAAGAGCUCUGUCUAUGCAUUGGCACUCUGGCAACCAUAUAUCUCAAGCCGGUGCAGCAGGUCUUCCGCACCGCAAGAGCACGAAAGCUUACUCCUUCGCCAGCACUCCAACGGCGGAAAGAAGCCAUAUCAACGGCGAUCAAUACGCUUCAGGUCAACACUGCCACAGCAGCCGCGAACGCGAGCACUGCAAACGGCGCAGGACAACAAGACGCGAUAGCUGCUGCGGACGAAUACUUCAAGAAUCUCUCGUUGAGCAACAACGCAGAUAAUUCUAACCAGUUCGCAAGUCCUACGGAUACAAGAGUUGGACCUGGUGGAGGCAUGUUGGUAGGACAGGGUGAUCAUAUGAUGAACAACAACGUCUAUGGGAUCAACCAGGGCGUAGCGCCGCAGCCUGUGAGCUCGCCUGUUACUGCUGGUGGACCUGGUGGACAGCAGGAUUUGUUGCUGUGA